AAGCUCAAAAUAUUUACUGCUAUUUUCCCCUUUUUAAACAGGCACUACUUUGCCCUACCCACUAAUCCUGGUGAGCAGUUCUUUAUGUUUUGCACGCUGGCCGCUUGGCUGAUCACUAAAGCGGGACGUCCCUUCGAACAGCCACAGGAAUAUGAUGACCCCAAUGCAACAAUAUCAAAUAUACUCUCAGAAUUGCGAUCAUUUGGAAGGCCUGUGGAUUUUCCUCCCUCAAAAUUAAAGGCAGGUUAUGGAGAGCAAGUGUGCUAUGUUCUUGAUUGUUUAGCUGAAGAAGCCUUGAAAUACACUGGCUUUAGCUGGAAAAGGCCAGCAUAUCCAACAGAAGAGCCCGAAGAAGAAGAAAUAACAGAAGAUGAUGCGGAAUUAAUACUAAAUAAACUGCAAGAGGAUGUUGUGGAGGAAGAGUCCGACAAUGAAGAAAAUUUGAUUGACCUGAAUGUUCUAAAGGCACAAACAUACAGAUCGGACAUGAAUGACAGUGCAAAGCAAGAAGAGAUUCUACAGUCCACAACAGAUACAGCAGAGUGGAAUCUGGAAGUGGAGCGUGUACUUCCGCAGCUGAAAGUUACAGUGAGGACAGACAAUAAGGAUUGGAGGAUUCAUGUAGAUCAAAUGCAUCAGCAUAAGGAUGGAAUUGAAUCUUCUUUGAAAGAAACUAGGGGUUACCUUGACAAACUCCAUAAUGAAAUUGGCAGAACGUUGGAGAAGAUCAAUAGCAGGGAAAAGUACAUUAACAACCAGUUGGAGCACUUGGUUCAAGAGUACCGUUCAGCACAAGCCCUGCUGAGUGAGGCCAAGGAGAAGUACCAGGAGGGAAGUGGAGGAGUAACUGAAAGGAUGAGAGCGUUUGCUGAGAUUACAGAAGUAUUAGAGAGAGUAAAGCAAGAAACAGAAGAGAAAGGAAGCAGUAUGACUGAUGGAGCUCCUCUAGUGAAGAUUAAGCAGGCCUUAACGAAACUGAAGCAAGAAACCAUUCAGAUGGACAUACAGAUUGGUGUAAUGAAACACACGCUGCUCCAGUCAAAGCUGAGAGAGAAAUCCGAUAUGACCAGAGAUAUGCAUGCGACAAUAAUUCCAAAAGCCACAGUAGGUGCCUAUUAAAAUUGUCUGGAGCUGACUCAGUUUGUCCAAAAUACAGUUUUCUACUGUUUGCUUUUUUGUUAGUU
This is a messenger RNA of Apaloderma vittatum (bar-tailed trogon), 1184 nucleotides long. RefSeq names its product intraflagellar transport 57 (gene IFT57). Gene Ontology annotation, cellular component: centrosome; Golgi apparatus; intraciliary transport particle B. The annotation marks the transcript as partial. The transcript is spliced from 10 exons. The record is from RefSeq and is a predicted model, not a curated record. Gene Ontology annotation, biological process: non-motile cilium assembly; intraciliary transport. NCBI's taxonomy places the organism in Eukaryota, Metazoa, Chordata, Aves, Trogoniformes, Trogonidae.